Molecule: messenger RNA, 3045 nt
Organism: Hemicordylus capensis (graceful crag lizard)
Lineage: Eukaryota; Metazoa; Chordata; Lepidosauria; Squamata; Cordylidae
Product: zinc finger protein 709-like
Exons: 2
Coding region: 429-2123 (564 amino acids)
Biological process (GO): regulation of transcription by RNA polymerase II
Cellular component (GO): nucleus
Molecular function (GO): RNA polymerase II transcription regulatory region sequence-specific DNA binding; DNA-binding transcription factor activity, RNA polymerase II-specific
Source: RefSeq, a predicted model, not a curated record
CUGCAGAAUUGGGCUGUGAAAGAAGAGCGAGAGUUUCCAUCCCCUGCAGCUUCUCCCUUGUAUCUGAAGGGUGGUGCAAGAGGUUGGCAGCGCUGCAGGAAACUGCUGCAUGCCCUUUGACAUGCUCACUGACCCUGCGCCCAGCCCGGGAGACUUGUUACUGCUUGCUUGCAUAAAAAUAAAGAGGAAGCACAUGACAAUUGGAAGAUAAAAAUGGGGAGAAACCCAGCAGAGGAUUGUUAGGAGGUGAGAGACAGAAAAAGAGAAACCAGAAGAGACUAAAACCUGGAGCAGAAGGUCCUGCAGAAGAUCACCUGCUUCUCAGCAUGAAAUCCAAAACGCAAUGAAUCAAGAAAAAAGGGAAAAGCCUGUGCCCUCCUCAUAGUAAAGGCUUGAAUCUUGAGCCAAGCUUUGAACCUCAGUGGGAAAUGCACACAGAAAAGGAACUAUGUGAGAGCUUGGAGUGUGGGAAUGGCUUCAGCAGGGGUGCAGCUCUUACUCUGCCCCAUAGAACCUGCACUGAGGAGAAGACACAUAAAUGCUCUGUGUGUGGAAAGAGCUUCAGAAGUAGUAGACAACUUACAUUACACCAAAGAAGCCACACUGGAGAGAAACCAUAUGAAUGCUUGGAGUGUGGGAAGAGCUUCAGCCGGAGUGCACAUCUUAAACGACAUCAUAUAACCCACACUGGAGAGAAACCACACAAAUGUCUGGAGUGUGGAAAGAGCUUCAGCCAGAGUGGACAACUUACUGUACACCAUAGAACCCACACUGGGGAGAAACCAUAUGAAUGCUUGGAUUGUGGGAAGAGCUUCAGCCGGAGUGAAUGUCUUAAACGACAUCAUAGAACCCACUCUGGGGAGAAACCAUAUAAAUGCUUGGAGUGUGGAAAGAGCUUCAGCCGGAGUGGACCUCUUACAUUACACCAUAGAACCCACACUGGGGAGAAACCAUAUGAAUGCUUGGAGUGUGGGAAGAGCUUCAGCCAGAUUAGAAAUCUUGAACAACAUCAUAGAAUCCACACUGGGGAGAAACCAUAUGAAUGCUUAGAGUGUGGGAAGAGCUUCAGUUGGAGUGCACAUCUUAAACGACAUCAUAUAACCCACACUGGACAGAAACCACACAAAUGUCUGGAGUGUGGAAAGAGCUUCAGCCAGAGUGAACACCUUACUGUACACCAUAGAAGCCACACUGGGGAGAAACCAUAUGAAUGCUUGUUGUGUGGGAAGAGCUUCAGCCGGAGUGAAUGUCUUAAACGACAUCAUAGAACCCAUACUGGGGAGAAACAAUAUAAAUGCUUGGAGUGUGGAAAGAGCUUCAGCCGGAGUGGACUUCUUACAUUACACCAUACAACCCACACUGGGGAGAAACCAUAUGAAUGCUUGGAGUGUGGGAAGAGCUUCAGCCAGAUUAGAAAUCUUGAACAACAUCAUAGAAUCCACACUGGGGAGAAACCAUAUGAAUGCUUAGAGUGUGGGAAGAGCUUCAACCAGAUUAGAAAUCUUGAACGACAUCAUAUAACCCACACUGGGGAGAAACCAUAUGAAUGCUUUGACUGUGGGAAGAGCUUUAACAGUAGUGGACAACUUAAUGUACACCAUAGAACCCACACUGGGGAAAAACCAUACAAAUGCUUGGAUUGUGGGAAGAGAUUCAGCCACAGUGGAGAUCUUACAUUACACCAUAGAACCCACACUGGGGAGAAACCAUAUAAAUGCUUAGAGUGUGGGAAGAGAUUCAGCUACAGUAAAGAUCUUAGAUUACACCAUAGAACCCACACUGGGGAGAAACCACAUACAUGUUUGGAGUGUGGAAAGAGCUUCACCCGGAGUGAAUGUCUUAAAGGACAUCAUAGAACCCACACUGGGGAGAAACCAUAUAAAUGCUUGGAGUGUGGAAAGAGCUUCAGCCGGAGUGGGCUUCUUACAUUACACCAUAGAACCCACACUGGGGAGAAACCAUAUGAAUGCUUGGAGUGUGGAAAGAGCUUCAGCCGGAGUGAAUAUCUUAACCGACAUCAUAGAACUCACACUGGGGAGAAACCAUUUAAAUGCUUUGAGUGUGGAAAGAGGUUCAGUACGAGGGGUGCUCUUUCUAUACAUCAUAGAACCCACACUGGGUAGAAAGCAUAUGAAUGCCUGGAGUGUGGAAAGAGCUUCAGCCACAGUAGAGAUCUUAGAUUACACCAUAGAACCCACACUGGGGAGAAACCACAUACAUGUUUGGAGUGUGGAAAGAGCUUCAGCUGGAGUGGACUUCUUACAUUACACCAUAGAACCCACACUGGGGAUAAACCAUAUGAAUGCUUGGAGUGUGGAAAGAACUUUAGCAGGAAAGACGCUUUUAGUUUACAUCUUAGAACAUAUAUUGGGUAGAAGUCACAUAAAUGCUUUAAAUUCGGACAGAGGUUCAGCAGGAGUAAAUCUCUCACUAGGCAUCAUAGAAUUCACACUGGGGAGAACCCAUUUAAAUUUUUGUGUGUGUGGCAAGAUCUCCAGCUGGAAUGAAGAACUUCUUAUACAUCAUAGAAACCAUGCUUGCAGUGUGGAAAGAGCUUCAGGAGAAAGCAAUGCCUUACUGCACAUGUGCAAACUCAUACAUUGUAUAAAUCAUACACACAAAACUUCAGACAAGACUGGGAAUCUUCCUCAUUUGUGUGAAAUAUGAAACCUCAUAAGAUUUCUUUUGAUUCAAUUUGCUUUUAACUUUGUUGCUUUUCAAGUGUCUUGGGCACCAUGCUGGCAGAUGUGUUUUUGUGUCCCUGUUAUGUACAGAUCUGCAUAAUUGGUUCAAAUUAAUUAAUGAAUAUUACUGUUUCACAGUCUUUGCUUUCUUUCAUUGACUGUGAAUACACUAAUGUGUUGGUUUCUACAGUGUGGACCCUGGGUGACAUAUUCUAAAUUUUAUUGUCCAAGAGGAGAUAUUUAGACAAGUUUCUCUCCCUAUCUAAGAACAGUCCUGUUGGAUCAGGCACUGGGCCCUUCCAGUCCAGCAUCCUGUUUAUUUACACUGGCCCACCAGAUGCCUUUGGGGAGCCCACAGUCA